Molecule: messenger RNA, 1098 nt
Organism: Zingiber officinale
Lineage: Eukaryota; Viridiplantae; Streptophyta; Magnoliopsida; Zingiberales; Zingiberaceae
Exons: 2
Coding region: 1-1098 (365 amino acids)
Source: RefSeq, a predicted model, not a curated record
AUGGAGGAUUCUGGCCGCAUUAAUGUUACUAUGACCGCUGGAGAAUAUGAGCUUUUCAAGAAGGCCAAGAGACGAGCAGCCUCCGAGAAGCAAGCGAUCGUCUCGCGACCGCGACAAGUUCCUGCUGAAGCUUCUAAGGAGCCCCUCCCUGUCUCAGAUCGGGGCUCUAAGAGAAAACAGCCUGAGGAUGUCCCCACCCCCACUUCGGAGAUUCUAAUGAGCACCUUCUCUCAUGGACUAAGAGAAGGAGAAUUCUUCAGAGAUCUCAUCAAGAAUCCCGCUCAAAAUUUUGAUGAAAUGGUGGAAAAAGCUGUCUGCUACAUCAAAAUGGAAGAAGCACAAGCGAUUCGAAGGAAAGUCGAAAGACCACCUCCCUCUACCAACAAGCCGGAGAGAAGAGUGCCUCAACCACCUCCUCAACCUCUGCCGCGCGCUCGGGAAACCAGACCUACCUUCCAGCCCGGGCUGGAGAUCAGACCCGCUCCCCGAGUUGCAGCUGUGCAUGCUCCCCGACCAGGACCAUGGAACAAUCGGUAUUGCACUUAUCAUCGGUCUCGCACUCAUGAUACUAAUCACUGUUUUCAGUUUGCUCGGGACUCCAAACGGGCUGCCGAGAUGGGCUUACCGCCGCCCGAGCUAGCCUCUCAGUUAAUCAAGAUGAUGGAAGAGCAACGAGCCGCAGCAGGACAGGCCGGGCAAUCCCGUCCUGACCUAGCAGGACCCAGUACUCAUCAAUCCGGUCGGGGGAAAGAGCUAGAAGGAUCACGGGAGGCCGAGAACAGAGGUAAUGCAGUCGUAAGGGAGAUCGGCAUGAUCUCUGGUGGGUCGACUGAUGGAGAUUCAGGGAGGGCACACAAGUCACAUGUGUGUCGGUUGGAGGUGCAUACUGUCGGAUGCAGUCAAGAGCAGGCUGCUGGCCCUGUUAUCAGCUUCGGGCCUGCAGACCUGGAAGGUCUGGAGUUACCUCAUGAUGAUGCCAUCAUCAUCAAAGCCAUCAUUGCCAAUAGCCAAGUGGCUUGGGUUUUUGUUGACACUGGGAGCUCGGUCAAUAUUCUAUUCAGGACCGCAUUCGAGGAGAUGCAGAUUGAUGCUACUUAA